Drosophila eugracilis is the source of this 1904-nucleotide messenger RNA. It is a transcript of the gene Tcs4, whose product is annotated as probable tRNA N6-adenosine threonylcarbamoyltransferase, mitochondrial. The transcript is spliced from 2 exons. Gene Ontology annotation, biological process: tRNA threonylcarbamoyladenosine modification. NCBI's taxonomy places the organism in Eukaryota, Metazoa, Arthropoda, Insecta, Diptera, Drosophilidae. The coding region runs from base 264 to 1493 and encodes 409 amino acids. The record is from RefSeq and is a predicted model, not a curated record. Gene Ontology annotation, cellular component: mitochondrion.
AAAUAAUUUUAUGGGUUUCAAUGUGGGUAUCUUAUUAUACUAGUUGCCUUUCUUUGAUAUCAGAACUAUAUGAAACUUAAAAAAAAAACCUUGUGGCAUAGCAUAGUUUUAAAAUGAAGACAAAAAUAAAUAUUUUAUUAUUUUAAAGAAAUUACACAAUUAUAAUAUUUUUAAGUGUAGAAUUAAAAUAACUCACUCGUGCGGCGGCCUCGGCGCAAACGGUCACACCAUUUACUGGUGCUUACUGCCGGCGCCCGGUCAUUAUGCAUGCUCUCAAGUGUUUAGCCGGUAAUGAAGUUGGAAAUGCCAUUAGAGGUGGAAUCAGACGCCGCCUCAGUUAUGUCAUGGGAAUCGAGACCUCGUGCGACGAUACGGGCAUCGCUAUCGUGGACACCAACGGCCGGGUGAGGGCGAAUGUGCUGGAAUCCCAGCAGGAGUUCCAUACUAGAUAUGGAGGAAUCAUACCCCCUAGGGCCCAGGACUUGCACCGCGCCCGCAUAGAGACCGCCUAUCAGCGUUGCUUGAAGGAGGCGCAUCUGGCGCCGGAAGAGCUGGCUGCCAUCGCGGUGACCACGAGACCUGGACUACCGCUAAGUCUGGUAGUUGGAUUGCGCUUCGCUCGACACCUGGCCCGUCGCCUGCAAAAACCAUUGCUACCCGUUCACCACAUGGAAGCCCACGCACUGCAAGCCCGCAUGGAGCAUCCGGAAGAGAUACCCUUCCCGUUCCUCUGUCUGCUAGUCAGUGGUGGUCACUGUCAGUUGGCAGUCGUCCACGGACCUGGUCGUCUGACACUCCUUGGCCAAACGCUGGACGAUGCACCCGGCGAAGCUUUCGACAAGAUCGGUCGCCGACUACGUCUACAUGUCCUGCCCGAAUAUCGACUUUGGAACGGGGGGCGAGCCAUUGAGCACGCCGCCCAGCUGGCUAACGAUCCUCUGGCCUAUGAGUUUCCACUGCCACUAUCCCAGCAACGCAACUGUAACUUCAGCUUUGCCGGCAUCAAGAAUAAUUCCUUCCGAGCCAUCAGAACUCGCGAGCGGGCAGAAAGAACGCCACCGGACGGGGUCAUCAGUAACUAUGGCGAUUUUUGCGCUGGCCUGCUGCGCGGUGUUAGCCGUCACUUAAUGCACCGCACCCAACGGGCAAUUGAGUAUUGCCUCCUGCCGCAGGUCCGACUCUUUGGCGACGCACCGCCCACCCUGGUGGUGUCUGGCGGUGUGGCCAAUAACGAUACCAUUUACGCUAACAUCGCCCACCUGGCAGAUCAGUACGGCUGCAGAAGCUAUCGGCCGUCCAAGCGGUACUGUUCCGACAACGGCGUUAUGAUUGCAUGGCACGGAGUCGAGCAGCUACUGCAGGACAGAGAGGGUAGUCUGCGAUUCGACUACGACCAGAUCGACAUUCAAGGCACAGCAGGAUUUGCUGAGUCCCACGAGGAGGCCGUGACUGCGGCGGCCAUCAAGUGUAAAUGGAUUCAGCCACUGGGGUGAUGAUCAAAUGUUGUUAAAGCUCAAAGUUCUGUUUUACAUAUACUUAUUCUUAAAAGUUGGAGUAAUUUUAAUAGAGUUAAAUAUUUUGUUAUUUGAGAGAAAUUGUGUAACAUUAAAAAAAUGAAGAAUUGAUUUGAAAUAGGUUUAACCUGGUUGAAAACUGAACUCAUUGAUUGGGAUAUGAUCUGUGUACAUUAUUGACUAUGUUAAUAUAAUGACCAUUUCAUGAAAUGGUGGAGAAAGUAUCUCAAUUAACGUAGCAUAGGUAGUGAUUGAUAAAUGAAAACAGACUGCCACUGCAGCCUCUUUUUAAAUGUAAUGAUUGCCUUUAAUGGAUGUCACAUAAAGAUGACAUGAUAAAAAUCAUUAGCAUAUAGUUUUGGACAUAAUAUCCGGUUUUAAUCUUUCUAU